AUGUCGAAGGAAGGUUUAAUUCCUGGUUUUGACAUGAAUGUAGAGAAAUGCAGAACAUGUAUGUUGACUAAGAUAACUAGGAAGAAAUUUGAUAGCAUUGUUAGGGUAUCGGAAGUCCUUGGACUGAUUCAUAGUGAUUUAUGUGAUUUGCAUGCUACACCAUCUCUGGGGAAUAAGAAAUAUUUUGUCACAUUCAUUGAUGAUUAUUCCAGAUAUUGUUCUGUAUAUUUGUUGCACUCUAAGGAUGAAGCCUUAGAGAAAUUCAAGGUUUACAAAACUGAGGUUGAAUUGCAACAAAGUAACUUGAUUAAGAAGUUACGCACCGAUAGAGGUGGUGAGUAUUAUGAUCCUGCUUACUUUCAGUCUGUGGGUAUAAUACAUGAGGUCACAGCUCCUUAUACACCACAACAAAAUGGUGUAUCUGAGAGGAAGAACAGAGUCCUUAAAGAAAUGGUUAAUUCCAUGUUAUCCUACUCUGGAUUGAGUGACGGUUUCUGGGGUGAGGGCAUGUUAACAGCAUGUUACUUGUUGAACAGAGUUCCUAACAAAAGGAACAAGAUAACCCCAUAUGAACUUUGGUACAAAAAGAAGCCUAACUUGAACUACCUUCGAGUUUGGGGCUGCAGGGCUGUAGUAAGACUACCCCAACCAAAGAUAAGAACUUUGGGAGAAAGAGGUAUUGAUUGCAUCUUUAUUGGUUAUGCUGAGCAUUCCAAGGCUUAUAGGUUCUAUGUCAUUGAACCUAAUGAUUCUAUAGCAGUUCACACUGUGAUUGAGUCAAGAGAUGCAAUAUUUGAUGAGAAUCGUUUCACAUCAAUACCUAGACCAAAGGAUCUGGUUUCGUUUGGAACUGGACAAGGAGAUGGUACAAACGUACGUUCCAACAUCUCGGCUUGUGUUCCAACAACCAGCGAGUCACCUGUACUUCGUAGAAGUAAGAGAGGAAGGAUUGAGAAAUCAUUUGGUCCUGAAUUCCAAAUUUAUUUGGUAGAAGGUUCAAGAGAUGAGAUUGUUCUACAAUACUCAUAUUGUUACCUAGUUGGUGAUGAACCUAGGACAUUCAGUGAAGCUAUGGCUUCUAUUGAUGCUGCUUUCUGGAAAGAAGCUGUAAAUGAUGAGAUGGACUCUAUAGUAGGAAGCAAUACUUAUUUCCUGACUGAUCUCCCACCUGGUUGCAAAGCUUUAGGCUGCAAGUGGAUUUUCACAAAGAAAAUGUUGAUCGGUGGUGCAAUCGAUAAGUUCAAAGCUCGAUUGGUUAUACAAGGUUUUAGACAAAGGGAAGGCAUUGAUUAUUUUGAUACAUAUGCUCCUGUUGUCAGAAUCUCUUCUAUAAGGUUCUUGAUUGGUUUAGCAGCCAUUCAUGAUCUUGUGAUCCAUCAAAUGGAUGUUAAGACUGCAUUUUUAAAUGGUGUCUUGGAAGAAGAGGUGUAUAUGGAACAACCAGAGGGAUUUGUUGUGCCUGGAAGUGAGCACAAGGUGUGCAAGCUGGUGAAAUCACUGUAUGGGCUGAAACAAGCUCCUAAGCAAUGGCAUCAAAGAUUUGAUGAAGCUGUCUUGUCUUUUGGUUUUAAGAUUAACCAAUCAGAUAAGUGUUUAUAUAGCAAGUUUGAUGAUUCCAGUAAUGGAGUGAUCAUUUGUCUAUAUGUGGAUGACAUGUUGAUCUUUGGUACCAACCUUAGAUUAGUGGAACUCACAAAAGAGUUUUUGUCAUCAAAUUUCGCCAUGAAGGACAUGGGGGAGGCGGAUGUGAUUCUUGGUAUUAGAAUCAAGCGUGACAAUGGGAGGAUAUGUUUAUCACAAUCUCACUACGUUGAGAAAGUGUUAAAGAAGUUCAAUUACUUGAACUGUGCCCCUGUAAGUACUCCCAUGGAGGCAAGUGUAAAACUUAUGCCUAACACAGGAAAGGCUGUGUUGCAACACGAAUAUUCUCAAGUGAUUGGAUGCUUAAUGUAUGCAAUGACAAGCACAAGGCCAGAUAUUGCAUAUGCAGUUGGAAGGUUGAGUAGAUACACUAGUAAUCCUAGUACUCACCAUUGGCAGGCUGUAAAGCGUGUGCUCAAGUACUUGAGAGGAACCAUGGACUAUGGUUUGUGUUAUGGAGGAUUUCCUUCGGUUUUGGAAGGUUAUUCUGAUGCAAGUUGGAUCACCAACGUGGAAGAUCAUACUUCUACAAGUGGUUGGGUGUUCCUACUUGGGGGAGGUGCCAUUUCUUGGGCAUCUAAGAAACAAACUUGUAUCACAAGUUCGACUAUGGAAUCUGAGUUUGUGGCUUUGGCAGCUGCUGGUAGAGAGGCUGAGUGGUUGAGAAACCUUGUCUCUGAGAUUCCAUUGUGGUCGAAACCAGUGUCUCCUAUCUCAAUCCAUUGUGAUAGUCAAGCAACUUUGGCUAAGGCUUAUAGCCAAGUGUACAAUGGAAAGUCGAGACACCUUGGCGUAAGGCAUAGCGCUGUUCGUGAAUUGAUCACUCACGGUGUGAUAACUUUAGAGUUUGUUCGGUCUCAGCAGAAUCUAGCAGAUCACUUGACGAAGGGUCUGUCUAGGGACUUGGUAAUAAAGUCAGCUGAAGGGAUUGGUUUGAAGUCCAUCUCAAACCUCUAG
Messenger RNA from Microthlaspi erraticum, 2598 nucleotides. The record is from the annotation of a GenBank genome assembly. Lineage: Eukaryota; Viridiplantae; Streptophyta; Magnoliopsida; Brassicales; Brassicaceae.